GGAUAUUUUGCAGAUGAUACUGAUCGAUUUCGACUCCAUAAAUUUCGCUGCAACGAAAUCAAAAAGCACAUUCAUAGACACUAGCCAAAGAAAACAGAUCCGAAAUUGGAGAAGUCUUUUCAAGAAGCGAAGAAUUUCAAACCAGUUAUAGUGAUGUAUCUUCUGUGGCUAAUUUCUAUGAUUGGCGCUGUCGCGUGUCAAGAUUAUGCCUACUUGUCUGAUCAAAAAGCUCCAGGCCCAGCAAACUGGUCCCAAGUCUUCCCACAAUGCGCCGGGCAACUUCAGUCACCUGUCAACAUUGAGACAAAGAAAGUGAAGAAGAAAAGCUAUCCUGAUCUCGAAAUCAGUUUUGACAACCCAUGUGGCCGAGUAACUGGAAAGCUGCUUAAUGGCGGCCAUUCUCCUGUUUUCAACAUCGACAGCUCAAAGGGGGGCGCUAAACUUAGUGGCGGUCCUUUAGAGUGUGACGAGUACGCUCUUCAACAAUUCCAUUUUCAUUUUGGAUGCGAAAACAAUCGCGGAUCAGAGCACUUGAUUGACAACCAGACUUUCCCAGCUCAGCUUCAUUUGGUUUUCUAUAACAAAAAGUACAACUCCUUCAAGGACGCAGUGGAUAAACCGGACGGUUUAGCAGUUUUGGGAAUCCUUCUCACGGCCGCCUGCCCAGGAAACAGGGUUCUAGGAAAUUUAGCCAAUAAACUGAAAAAAGUGAUUGACGAAGGUGCCAGCACCAAUGUAACCGCUGCGGACGGCAUUAAACUGAAUUACCUCAUGCCCUAUAAUAACAAACAAGUCGACGAGGAUGAAGAUGAAGACGAAACCGAUGAUAAUGACGUCGCUAACAGCAAAGAAGAUGACGAUGAAGAAAGCAAAAAGAAAAUACGUUACUACACCUAUAAAGGCUCCCUUACCACCCCUCCCUGCUAUGAAUCUGUCACCUGGAUCGUUUUCAAGGACAAAGUCAAAAUUUCUAACACUCAGCUCAACAAGUUCAGGAAACUGAAGGCUCAGCACGGUGGUGCCCCUGGUUUGAUGUGUGACAACAUUCGACCGCCAAAGAAAACAGAUCCGAAAUUGGAGAAGUCUUUUCCAGAAGCGAAGAAUUUCAAACCAGUUAUAGCGAUGUAUCUUCUGUGGCUAAUUUCUAUGAUUGGUGCUGUCGCGUGUCAAGAUUAUGCCUACCUGUCUGAUCAAAAAGCUCCAAGCCCAGCAAACUGGUCCCAGAUCUUUCCAAAAUGCGCAGGGCAACUUCAGUCUCCUGUCAACAUUGAGACAAAGAAAGUGAAGAAGAAAAGCUAUCCUGAUCUUAAAAUCAGUUUUGACAACCCAUGUGGCCGAGUGACUGGAGAGCUGCUUAAUGGCGGCCAUUCUCCUGUUUUCAACAUCGACAGCUCAAAGGGGGGCGCUAAACUCAGUGGCGGUCCCUUGGAGUGUGACGAGUACGCUCUUCAACAAUUCCAUUUUCAUUUUGGAUGCGAAAACAAUCGCGGAUCAGAGCACUUGAUUGACAACCAGACUUUUCCAGCUCAGCUUCAUUUGGUUUUCUAUAACAAAAAGUACAACUCCUUCAAGGAUGCAGUGGAUAAGCCGGACGGUUUAGCAGUUUUGGGAGUCCUUCUCACGGCAACAUGCCCAGGGAACAGGGUUCUAGGAAAUUUAGCUACUAAACUGAAGAAAGUGAUUGACGAAGGUGCCAGCACCAAUGUGACCGCUGCGGACGGCAUUAAACUGAAUUACCUUAUGCCCUACAAUAACAAACAAGUCGACGAAGAUGAAGAUGAUGAUGAAGACGAAACCGAUGAUGAUGACGUCGCUAACAGCGAAGAAGAUGACGAUGAAGACAGCAAAAAGAAAAUACGUUACUACACUUACAAAGGCUCCCUUACCACCCCUCCCUGCUAUGAAUCUGUCACCUGGAUCGUUUUCAAGGACAAAGUCAAGAUUUCAAACACUCAGCUCAACAAGUUCAGGAAAUUAAAGGCUAAGCAUGGUGGUGCUCCUGGUUUGAUGUGUGACAACAUUAGACCGGUACAACCGCUGUACAAACGCAAGGUGUAUUCCGUUAUCUCAAGCAAGGACUAA
Molecule: messenger RNA, 2082 nt
Organism: Pocillopora verrucosa
Lineage: Eukaryota; Metazoa; Cnidaria; Anthozoa; Scleractinia; Pocilloporidae
Source: RefSeq, a predicted model, not a curated record